Molecule: messenger RNA, 1534 nt
Organism: Colias croceus (clouded yellow)
Lineage: Eukaryota; Metazoa; Arthropoda; Insecta; Lepidoptera; Pieridae
Gene: DnaJ-8
Product: dnaJ homolog subfamily C member 25 homolog
Exons: 1
Coding region: 142-1158 (338 amino acids)
Biological process (GO): protein folding
Cellular component (GO): endoplasmic reticulum membrane
Source: RefSeq, a predicted model, not a curated record
UAUAAAAGUUCAAACUGACAUGAGCCAGCUGUGCUUGCGGUGCUUAGAUUCGAUUCGAUUUUCGUUUUAUUUUUAUUCAUUUUUAACAUAGUGACUUAGUUUUUUAUAUUUUCAAAACAAAGUUGAUGUAAAAUAAUAACAAUGUUGUGUUAUUACAAACGUUUUAUUCUUGUGUUUAUAAUAUGUCACAUAACUGUCGCUUUCGGCCACGAUCAUCUACUUGAAGGUAUUUACUGCGGUAAAGAAAAUUGCUACGAAGUUUUAGGCGUAACAAGAGAGGCAACCAAGAAUGAAAUCGGUAAGAGCUAUAGACAAUUGGCCCGAAAGGUCCAUCCCGACUUGCAUCGAGGCGAGGAAGCGAAAAAAGAAGCCGCAGAGAAAUUCAAGCAAAUCGCGACUGCUUAUGAGAUCUUACGAGACGAUGAAGCUCGAUCUGACUACGACUACAUGUUGGACAAUCCACAAGAAUACUAUGCUCACUACUACAGAUAUUACAGGCGGCGGAUGGCACCUAAAGUCGACGUAAGAAUUGUCCUCGCAGUUACUAUCACAAUCAUAUCUGUAAUACAGUACUAUAGCGCUUGGUCUAAAUAUGAUACAGCCAUCAAAUACUUCAUGACUGUACCUAAGUAUAGAAACAGAGCGAUGGAUAUGGCCAAGACAGAAAUCAAAGAUUCUCAGGGCAAAGGCAGAAAUAAGAAAAGUAAAGCAGAACAAAAAGAGGAACAGGACAGGAUAGUCAGAAGAGUUAUAGAAGAAAAUAUGGAUAUUAAAGGUGCAUAUGCAAAACCAGAGAUUAAAGAUAUUUUAUGGAUACAGUUAAUAUUAUUGCCAUAUACAGUGUCUUAUUAUAUUUACUGGUAUUUAAGAUGGUUAUGGAAUUUCACAAUUUUAAAAAAGCCAUAUGGCGAUGAAGAGAAAUUAUAUUUAAUUAGAAAAAAUAUGCAGCUUGGACAGCAUCAAUUUGAUGCUUUAGAAGAUGAUGAAAAACAAUCAUUCCUUGAUGAGGAACUAUGGAUAAAAGAGAACUUUAUCAUUUGGAAAGAAAUUAAAGAUUUAGAAACUAAGAAAGCACUAGCAGAAAAUAAUAAAUACAAGCAAUAUAGAAGGUACAUAAAGAGUCAUGGCGUGGGACGCAUGACAUUUGACGAUUCGUGAUAACUUUAAUAAGAUAUAUUUUGAAUGCAUUUAUUUAUUUUAAAAUGAGUUGUGAGGGAUAUUCACUUAAUAUAUUUAUAUUUAUAAUAAUUUGUUUAGAUUAUUUAUUGGGCUGUUAGUGUCAGAACAUUUAAUAUAUAAUUUUACAAUUACUGUCAGACUAGUUUUAUUGUUACACGAGUGAUGAGAUUAUUGUACCCUGUAGCUAAAAACUUACCUUAAUACAUAACUAAAGUAGUUGCCCUACAGGUUAAAGCUAUCGCUAUUUUUAUAAGGAAAACAAAUAUAAAAUGUUUGUUUAAAAACCUAGAAAUUAAAAUAAUUUUUAUAAUCUUGUGUCAAAGAUCAGCAAUGAAAUGUGAUGCAUCAAGCAAUA